AUGGCCUCCGUGUCCCAUAUCGUGUCGGCCGUUCCGGGAGUAUCACGCAUCUCAACCCUCCAUCUCGUGAACCAGCGGAGUACAGCGUCACCCAAGAGCACAGGGGGGGCAGCAGUGUCGGAGGCAGUGAUUGUGGGUGGAGGAUUGGCCGGCCUCGCAACUGCUAUUGGCCUCCGGAACAUUGGGAUUGACGCGCAGGUAUACGAGGCACGGGACGAGGUGAUAGACGGGGGAACCCUCCUCACCCUCUUCCCCAACGGGCUCAGGGCACUCAGCAGAAUCGACCCUGCCAUUGUGCCCCAGCUGAUUUCCCGUGGAGUACCGGACCCCAUCGGUUUCAACCGCACUCCAACGGGUGAUAUCCUCUUCCGGUUUGAGCCCGCGUCCAGCAUCACUGCCCGCUACGGCUUCCCCAUGCUCUGCAUCCACUGGCAAGAGGUGCUCGAUGUGCUGCGGGGAAUGCUGCCAAACGAUGCCGUCCACACCGGGCACAGGCUCGUGGAGUUUACACAGGGAGAGGAGGAAGAGGGGAGCAGCGCAGUGAAAUGCGUUUUUAAGAAGGUUUCGGGCGGUGAAGAGCGGUUUUUGGAGGUGGAGACCCCGCUGCUGCUGGGGGCAGACGGCAUUCACUCGGAGGCACGGAAGCAGCUGCUGGCGGGGACAGCGGGAGAGGAAGUGAGUGUGCGGGACAACGGCAGAACCCAUUGGAGGGCCAUCAUCGACAGUUCCCUCUGCGCGCACCCCCUGGUGCAGCCACGGCAGGUAAACACCAUAAUCGGUGUCAACCGCACUGCAACCGUCGCUGAUGCCGGAGCAGGCAAGCUCUACUGGUCGCUCGCGCUCGUUGAUUCCGCCGAUCCAACGGUCAGCAGCGAGCCGUCCGGCGGGGGGAAGGAGGUGCGGGAGAAGAUUCUGCGAGCUUUUGAUGGGUGGGAUGCGGUGGAGAAGCUGGUGAAUGCUACUUCCCCGGAGCUCAUUCGCGAGAGUCGCGUGCUCGACCUCCCGCCCCUGCCCUUCUGGGUCCACGGGAGGGUGGCGCUUCUGGGAGAUGCAGCGCAUGCAGUGACGCCAGCGCUGGGCCAGGGGGGGAAUCUGGCAUUUGAGGAUGCGGCCCAGCUGGUGGAGUGCCUCUGGGCACACUCGCUUGUCAGUGACGCUCUCCGCUCCUUCCAAUCACUCCGCAUGUCACGAGUGCAAGCGGUGUCAGCACGGAACACUGCCCAAACAAAGAAGGUGUUUGACAAGAAGAAAGAGAAUAACGCAGCAGGCGGUGAUGGAAGUGAGGCAAAAGCACCGCCAAGGAUUGAAGAGGUUCAAGCGGCAUCGGCUGCAGCAUCGGCACGGGCGGGGCGUGAUCCUGACGAGGAGCUGUAUGGUUAUGACAUUGUGGUUUUGGAGUAG
This is a messenger RNA of Closterium sp. Naga37s-1, 1401 nucleotides long. The record is from the annotation of a GenBank genome assembly. Lineage: Eukaryota; Viridiplantae; Streptophyta; Zygnematophyceae; Desmidiales; Closteriaceae.